AUGCAGAAUUAUGAAAUUUUAGAAAAGAUUUAUGAAUCAAAAUCUACAAUCAUUCAUAAAGUCAGAAAUAUCAAAGAUAAUAACAUAUAUGCCAUGAAAGAAUUUGUUGGGUUUUAUAACUAAGGUAUAAGAUUUCGAUAAAUGUAGCUUUAAGUGAGAUAUCAAUUAUGAAAAAAUGCUAAAUACCCUUUGUUAUAAAACUUAAAGAAGUAUUUAGAAUAGAUGACAAUGUCAUAAUUAUAAUGGAGUAUGCAGAUUAAGGAAAUCUGAAAUAAUUUAUAAGCGAGCAUCUUGGAAGUUUCAUUUCAGAACGAGUGAUUUGUAAAAUACUAAUACAAAUCGUCUUUGUUUUUAUCUAUAUGAGAGAAAAUAAGAUAUGUUAUAAAGGUUUAAAUCCUGAAAAUAUAUUGAUACAUUAAGAAUAAGUGAGAAUUUGUGAUUUUGGAAUAGAUAAUUUAAUUGAGCAUUAAAAACCCAGUUAUAGACCUCCAGAAUUACUAUUUCAAAAUAAAUUUUCAUACAAAUCGAUGAUGUAUCAUUUAGGUCUUGUUUUAUACGAAUUGACUACACAAAGACAACUAUUUAAGUUAGAGAUUAUCGAACAAAUCAAAGCAGUGAUCCUUAACGGAGGAGCGUAAUUGAAAUUAUCAUUUAAGUAUUGUAAAGAUUCCAUAGAUAUACUCCAAGUAGCUUCGAUUCAUCAUUUCAACUUGUCUUGAUCUCCAAGAAACAGAUAGGUUGGAUAUUCGUCAAUUAGUACAAAACGAAAACUUUAAAGUCCUAUUGAAAUAAAAACAUUUCACUUUUACUUAUGAAUAAUAGGAUACUUUCGAGUUUUGGUGUAAUAAUAAAUAGUAAAAAUAAAAAAGAAAGAGUGUUUGUACUGAAAAUUUAGAUUUAGAAGUGAAAGAAUAAUUACCAUUAGAUUAACAAAUUAUUUAAUAGGAUAAGCCAAAUAAAAAUAUUACAAUGAACUUAGAAUCUAAAAUAAAAAAUAAACAAACUAUUCCAAAACUGAAUUUAAAAAAACCUCCGGAUGAUACAUUAACUCUGAGACCAAUUUCAUAAUAAACCAAAGGAACUUAAUCUAAUACUAUUAUUAAAAGUAAUACUUUCAGUCGAUAAAAUUUCAUCUCUUCUACUCAUAGAAAAUUAGUUUCUCCUAUUCCCAAACCUUAAUGGAUUGACUUUUUAUCAAAACCACAAUAUUUAGAUGCUCCAAUCAAACCUUAAACUAUUAUAAAUAAUUUAAUCAAACUAAAAAUGGAAUAGUGUGUAGAGACUAUUGGAAUAGAAGAGACGAGAUAAACUCUAAAUCGAUUAAGACAAGGUGGAUCAGUAAAUGAAUUUCUUUCUAAAUAUCAAGAUUCUAAACAUCAUUGCAUAGCUAGGCAUAUGUAGGAUAUUAUUUCGUUUACAUAAUUAUGA
Molecule: messenger RNA, 1428 nt
Organism: Paramecium sonneborni
Lineage: Eukaryota; Ciliophora; Oligohymenophorea; Peniculida; Parameciidae
Source: the annotation of a GenBank genome assembly